AUGGCCAAAGAGAUUCUUGUUCUGUGCCGCCUUGAUCACCCUAAUGUGGUUAAGCUCGAAGGCUUGGUGACUUCCACAAUGUCUUGUAGUCUUUACUUGGUUUUCGGAUCUCCGAUUGAAAAGAGAUUUCAAAAAUUGUACACAAAUGCAAAAUUCAAGGAAGUUCAGCAGCAACUUCAGAUCAUUAUCGAUCUGGCUCAAGAGUUACUUAAGAGAGAUGGUGCAAUAAAGACCUAUCUGGUAAAGGAUGAAGUUCGUGUCGAAGACUUCACUAAGCUGGUUACACAUUCAAUGGACUUUUGUGAAGAUAAUGUAGCUGCAAAGUGUUCAUUGAAUAUUUCUUCUAACAAAUGGGCAGUGGACAACAUGGUACGCGAUGGGGAACACCUUAUACUAGUUACUGUAUGCCCCGAAGGGAACUAUGAGGAGGGCGAGAUACAGUUCUGGGAAGCCACCGGUUCCCCUUUAAUCCCUCUAAGUGAUUUCUCCGAUCCUAUCAUUAUGAAGAAGUAUGGAGUGAAGCGUGACCCUGAGACCCUAGACAUUGUAAACACUGCUGCUAUGCAAAAACAUAUUAUGGUGAUCUUGAAGAUCUACUGGGGAGAUGCUCGCGAGAAGAUAUGUGAAGCAAUUGAUAAGAUUCCUCUAAGCUGCCUUGUUAUAGGAAACAGAGGUCUGGGCAAGCUUAAGAGGGCCAUAUUAGGUAGUGUGAGCAACUAUGUGGUGAAUAAUGGUUCUUGUCCUGUUACAGUAGUGAAGCAGGUGGAGCAUGAACACUAGUUUGUGUUACCAGCUAGCUUACUCUGUGUGUG
Messenger RNA from Carya illinoinensis, 812 nucleotides. RefSeq lists its product as uncharacterized. The transcript is spliced from 3 exons. Bases 1 to 780 code for a protein of 259 amino acids. The record is from RefSeq and is a predicted model, not a curated record. Lineage: Eukaryota; Viridiplantae; Streptophyta; Magnoliopsida; Fagales; Juglandaceae.